AUGACUGAGGCUUUUUCAGUUUUGUCUGCUGGCGCAAUGAAGGUAGGAGAACUUUGGGAAGAGAUUCGGGUGAAGGGUGUCAAAGUUCUUUGGCAAAAUCUGAUUUGGUUUCCUCUCCACAUCCCUAAGCAUAGUGUGAUUGCUUGGAUGGUAUUUUUGGAUAGACUUCCAACAAAGGAUAGGUUGCAGUGUAUGGGGCUUGAAAUCGGAGUUAAAUGUGCUAACUGUAAUGAUGCUUUGGAGACAAUGGAUCACUUGCUCCUUGAAUGUACUUUGGCUUCUGCUAUAUGGGAGACUGUGUUGAAUCUAAGUGGUUUGAGGAUAAAUUCUUUGUGUUGUGAGGCUGAGAUAGCAUGGGCUAGUGGAGCUUGUAAAGGAAAGUCUUUACUCACAACAAUUAUGAAGCUAGCUUGGUGUGCUCAAAUUUAUACCCUCUGGGAGGAGAGAAACAGAAGAUUGUUCUAG
Hibiscus syriacus is the source of this 465-nucleotide messenger RNA. RefSeq lists its product as uncharacterized. The coding region runs from base 1 to 465 and encodes 154 amino acids. The record is from RefSeq and is a predicted model, not a curated record. Lineage: Eukaryota; Viridiplantae; Streptophyta; Magnoliopsida; Malvales; Malvaceae. The transcript has a single exon.